Molecule: messenger RNA, 2819 nt
Organism: Chara braunii
Lineage: Eukaryota; Viridiplantae; Streptophyta; Charophyceae; Charales; Characeae
Source: the annotation of a GenBank genome assembly
GAGUAUGAGAUAGUAGGCAGCAUGAUGGUAAUGGAAUGUAGUCCUCGCAGCCUUACCUCGUGAUUGUCGAAGUUUUCUUCGUAUCGAUCAGUCUCAGCAGGAGGGAGAGAGCAAAGAGGUCUCUACCACGGAGGGCGAAGCAAGCGGUGGUGAAGCGCAGAAGACCGCGGGACAAGUGCUUGUCCUUUUGCAGCCACUCCUCUGAGACGAGGACGAGAAGAAGAAGAUGACGGCGAUGGCGGAGCGCACGGCUAGAUCGGUAACGACGGUGCUGCAGGCGAUGGUGGGCAUGAGCUUGCUGACGCUUUUACUGCUGAGCGCGGAUGUCGAUGCACAGAGUCCCAGGAUCUCGUCGUUCAAGUAUAACGGCAACGGGUGUCCCAGCGGUACCGCUGUCGGCGAGAUCAGCGUGGACGGCCUGGUGAUCACCAUGAAGUACAGCGCUUUCAGCGCUACCACGGACCAGGGCGUGUCCGGAAUGCGCAAGUCCUGCCAGUUGAAUAUUGCGAUGACUUAUUCACCGGGCUACUCGUUCUCGUUGGAGAUGGUCACGCUUCGCGGGUACACUUUCCUCGACGAUAAGGUGAAGGCGACUCACAAGGUGAGCUACUAUCUCACAGGCCAAACUGGGACGGGGAGUUUCUCUGGUUCCACCACUGGCCCUUUCGAUGACAACUACGAGCACUCCGGUCCCGUCACUCCCAAAGUCUGGAGCCCUUGCAAUCUCAGGAGGAAUCUCAACGUCAAGGCGGAGGUCCGAGUCGACAACAGCGCCAAUCGCAGUGGAGCAGGUUUCAUCGACGUGGAUACCAAGGACGUAGUCCUCGCGUUCCGGCUGAAGUGGAAAACCUGCAAAUGAGUGGGUUGCAGUGCCUCCCUCUUGCGCGCACGCUGGCUAUGAUAGCGCGUCGCAAGGCCGGGGGGGGGAGAGGGAGAGGGGGAGGGGGAGGGGAAGAGGGAGGGGGAACGGACUCGGUCACUCGGAAGCUGAUCUUUUCAGGGGCGCUUUUCCUAUUCGUUCUAGUCUAGUGGUAAUUUGUCUCAUUUUAUGCCAUAGUCGCACUGCGGUAGGUCUUUUGCGACUGAGUUACGGACGUGAUUGCGGUCUUUUGCGACUGAGUUACGGACGUGAUUGCGGUGAGAGAUGCACCGAGAUCAUCUGACCGUGAUUGCUGUCGGAUUCAUUUGCGAAAGUGCUCGUGCGGGUAUGCGCUCAGUUUAGAUUGCGUCUUUGGCUGUGAAUACGGUCCGAUUCGUGCAGGAGAGUGAGUCCGAACGUGAGCUAGCGCUUAAUCCGGCCAGGUGCACGGCCUUCCGCCCACAGUAGAGCGUGUGGGACAGUGCGUGCCCGAAUCGCUCAUGAAAAGCACUCUCGAUUUCGAGUAGAUGACCGGGCGUUCUACUCGGGGAAAGGAGGUACCGCGUAGGAUUUUUGAUGGGCAGUUGAUUCCGGUUACGAAGGACGACGAUGAAGAGGAGCUCUUUGAUUAUUGGUGGAGCAGUGCGUGCUCCCCGAGGUGCUCGGAUUCAUCUCGAUGAAUGCAGAGCUACAGCCAUUGGUGUUUUGUCAAUCUGUGAAUCAAUGGUGUAGAUCAGGCUCAGCUCUGGGGUCCGAUCUUUAAGCCAUUAUUAUAUGGGGUAGAUCUAAUCAACGGCGGUUUAGGGCAAAGGGGGACACGACGAAGGACGAAGUCAGCGUGGUGGCAACCGUCGUAAGCUAGCAAUAAAUGGACAAAUAUAUUGAAAAGAAAUAAGAGGUUUGUGACAGCCUAGAUACUAUGUAGGAUGAGUUCAUACUCACACGAGGACCUUUUCCACAAGGCUCUGGACGUUAUUGGGGUCAAAUUCGUCCAGGUCUGCUCAUAAUUGCUGUCGGAUACAUGAAGUAAAGUACUAGUGUGAGUACGCCCCGACAUGAGAUGGUUGAUGAUGGAGCAAUUGUGUUUUUUCUGUGUUAGGGCACACUAUGAAGAAUAGAUAGCCUGAUGGAGAGGUCGGAGGCUCGAAACCGUAUGAAACUGGUAAAAUUCAAUAUAUUAAUAAGAAUUGGAAGGUCGAGACGGGCCUGGAUAAUAGAAUGAGAUGCUGGCUGGUGGGCCGAAGAAGAUCCAUACGAUAGCGCGAUCGUCCCCCUAAAGUUUUUACGAUGGAGAGAUGGGAGAAUUCACAGGGGAAGGAGGUGGGAGCGUUUGGGUGCUUGCUUGUAAGAAAGCUCUCAUAUUUCGAUCGAUAGGGUAGUGGAAAAAAAAAAAGGGCAAGAAAAAAACGACGAUGAACAACAAAUUUAAAUUUAUUAGACAGGCCAGGUUAUGGCAAUUGACGAAGCAUUCGAUCUUCAGAUCGGUAGACAGAGGAAGCAUUCAACGAAGGGUUGUGAAGUCGUUUCUGGCAAAUGUUUGGUGUGAAUUACAUACAGCCGAGUUUAAUGGGUGCUUUUUGAGAGAGAUGAUCGCAGUGAGUUUUAAUCGGUGAUGCUAGGGGAGAGGUGUUCGGUCGAUGACUUGUUUUUUUUCCUUUCGUUGUAUGGUUGAUUUCUUUUUGAGAAGCGCGAAGAGCGGAAGGGUUGGAUAAACACGUUUGCGAUCUGGACGGACCCAGAACUUACUUAUUUGUCAAUCGUACGGUUCGCUUCCAUUUAGCCAGAAAAGCUUGAUGACGAGAGAGAAAGGCAAGGGAAACAGAGAGGAAGGAGCUGGCUCAGUUAACGAGGGAGGUAUGCCUGCGCUCAUAGUGUCGUCAAGUAUAGUAGGAACUGAUGGUCAAUGUCGUGGAUGAUUACCCAACUCUCCCACUCUAUUAUAGUCUAAGCUUGUACAACG